AAGAAAUUCGUGUAUCAGUUCUGUGUCGGUAUGGUCGAGGGUCCAAUAAAAGAGCUCAUCCGAAGACCAACAGACGAAGAGGCAUCAGAGAUCGCCAGAAGAUUUGAGGCUGCAUACCACAUACCUCAGAUCAUGGGACUAAUUGACGGCACACACAUCCCCAUCCUUCCUCCCUCAGAUGGGUAUAGGGAUUUCGUCAACAGAAAAGGUUGGCCCUCAUAUGUCCUGCAAGCCGUCGUUGAUGACCGAUGUCGAUUCUGGAGCAUCAGCUGCAAAAUGCCCGGAAGUGCACAUGACUCAAAUGUGCUCAGCCAAUCGGAUCUCUUCAAAAGAAUGCAUCUGCUACCUCAAUGUGUGAAGACAAUUGAGGGCCAAGAAGUCCCUCUGCUAAUCAUUGGAGACCCUGCCUAUCCUGAUAAUAAUUAG
This is a messenger RNA of Engraulis encrasicolus (European anchovy), 426 nucleotides long. RefSeq lists its product as uncharacterized. The record is from RefSeq and is a predicted model, not a curated record. The coding region runs from base 31 to 426 and encodes 131 amino acids. The transcript has 4 exons. NCBI's taxonomy places the organism in Eukaryota, Metazoa, Chordata, Actinopteri, Clupeiformes, Engraulidae.